CCACUAAACCUGGCACCGUUGCGCGCCAUGGGAUGUGCCCAGCACGCUAGACUCAUAUGGAGGCUGUUGGUUGCUACCGCCUCCGCUUCCAGCCUUGUGGGCCCUGGGGCUGUUGGAUCUUUCCAGGGUGGAGGUGGCGGCCGGCGCUUUGGCGGGUUUGCUCGAGUCACCGAUCCUCCUGUAGGUUUCUUCCUUGGGGGCUCGAGCAUCCGCGAGAUGAACGGCCUCUACAGCCGAGAACAUCGAGUGCCAUGGGGCUUUAGCCAUACCUUUACCUUUUCCUACCGACAUGACUACACUGGUUGGCGCAUGUGUUUGGUCAACGCGCCAGAAGAUGUCACGAAGAGCACCGGUCGACAUACUGAAUGGGUCCUGAUUGAUCCGGACAAGGCGGAUCGUUUCAGGCACGAUGGGGACCAGUACAUCCCUGGAUCCGGACAUCGUUGGAGCCAUGUGCACCGGACAAAGGAUGCGCAGCCCAAUGUUAAGGCUGGCAAUGCCGUUGCACAGGCUGUUGAGGAUGAUGAGGAAGAAUUACCUUGGCAAGUUGUUGGUGUUAGUGCAGAGGAUAUGAUGAACCACUUGAAACGCUACUUUAACUUCUACAAGCACGAGGUUCAAGCUGCCAUCGAGGGGAGCAAGCUGCCAGCUUUGCCCAUGGGUGGUAAAGGGAGGGCAACUGCUCCACCAGAAGGAUUUCAGCCACCCAAAGCUGCCAUUGCAGACGAAGCUGACCAAUCUGACAGCUGCUCUGAAGGACAUGCCAGCUUUGCCAAUGCAGAGGCAGAACUCCAGGAACUCCAACGCCAGGGCGGCCAGGUCCACUUCGAUUGGUCCCUGGCCACACUGCAGCUGCGACUGGCCAUCUGCCAUCGUCGAAGCAAAGACUUCGACGCAGCACAGCAGGCGUUGCAGGCAUCCCUGACGCUCUACCCGCGCUAUGCAGCGGCUCUUGAGGAAAUGGGCAAGUUAUGGAUCGACCGGGGUGUCUAUGAGCAAGCUAUCCAUUCCUUUGAGACGCUCUUACGUGUAGAUCGAAAGUGGCCAACAGUUGCUGGUUGGUUGGUGCGGGCUCACACCCUGCAGAGACGCCAGGUGGAGCAGUUUUUGGUGGAGAAACCCGAAGUUUUAAAGGGUCGAACUGAGCAUUGCAUUGCGUGGCGCCAAACUGGUGGCUGCUCACCAACUGGUUUGCUGGAACCUACAGCAGAUAAAUCUUGCAAGGCGGUCAUUGUGGCAGGCAACUCUGGAUUUUGCCAGUGCGUGAGUUCUGGGUCUCGUGGGAAGUCCGGCUUUGCCCCUGCCACUGCGGCUGAAAGCAACUGUGAUCACGGACCCUUCACUUGUGCAGAGCAGUGCCAAGAGAGAAGCAAGGCAGAGGCGGGACUUGCGCUCACUGCGGAAGCUGCCCAGUUGGCAUCUGAAGUGUCCGAAGCCGUUGAUGCGCAAGCCUGCAGCCUCUUGCGGGGAGGUGAGUUCCCUGACUGGUGCCACCCCAACCUCUAUCGCGUCUUGGGGAUUCGUUGCGACUUUCCCGCAGCUGAAGAUGGAGAUGAGCUGAAAAGGGCAUACAAACGUCGCAGCCUGCAGUUUCACCCGGACAAACCUGGAGGUUCUGCUGUGGCCUUUCAGCGGAUCGCGGAUGCUCACCAUGUCCUUCUUGACCCUGAGAAGCGGAAGGCAUUUGAUGAAGGUGCAGAUUUUCCAAGGAAGGUGGAGCAAGAUGGUUCAGAAGGGGAGACGCAGAAGGAAGAAGUGGAGAAGAAAUACUUCCCAGAUUUUGGGCACAGAUCAGGAAAACUUUGACUUUCAACCCUUCGGAGAUCCUCAAUCGGAUCGCCGGGAGGCAAAGGCUCGGCAGGAAAGACAGCUGGAACAAAGACGGCAAGAGGCCUUGGCUCGGGAAGCUCAUCAAACCAAAAGGACAGACCUGUAGAGGCGGAACCGCCACGAGACGCUGACGUUCCAAAAUAGUUGGGACUGCAGUAGUCGGCAAUGG
Cladocopium goreaui is the source of this 1999-nucleotide messenger RNA. Lineage: Eukaryota; Dinophyceae; Suessiales; Symbiodiniaceae. The record is from the annotation of a GenBank genome assembly.